Molecule: messenger RNA, 8632 nt
Organism: Phasianus colchicus (ring-necked pheasant)
Lineage: Eukaryota; Metazoa; Chordata; Aves; Galliformes; Phasianidae
Gene: ITPKA
Product: inositol-trisphosphate 3-kinase A
Biological process (GO): inositol phosphate biosynthetic process; phosphatidylinositol phosphate biosynthetic process
Cellular component (GO): cytoplasm; nucleus
Molecular function (GO): inositol hexakisphosphate kinase activity
Source: RefSeq, a predicted model, not a curated record
GGAAGGCUCGGCGAGCCCCCAUGGCCCUGGCGCCGGGGCAGCGGGCGCGGUAGCGGGCUGCGGGUGAGUCAGAGCCGCCCGGAGAGGGCGGGCUGGACAUGAGCCGCGCCGCCGGGCUGCGAGCGGCGGCCGGAGGCUGAGCAACAAAGAAGUUUCCCCGGCGGCGCGGCGCGGCGCUCCCUCAUGCACGCCCCCGGCCGCCAUCCCUGGGGCUCUGCCCGGCGGGCGCCCGCCGCCGACCCCGGCGCGGAGCCCCGAGCGGCGCUGCACAGCAGCCCGGACCUCAGCCGGGCCACGCGGCUCAGCGUGGGGGAGCUGCGCUCCCUCUUCGAGGCGCGCUGCGCCGCCGUCGCCGCCGCCGCCGCCCGGCAGCUGCCCGACCCGGCCAAGCGGGGCUGCCGGCCCCCCAACGGCGUGCUGCCGCCCGUCAUCCCGCGCCUCACCGUCACCGCCGAGGAGAGCGAGGAGUCGCAGGGCAGCCCCAAGGCGCCGCCGGCGCACCCGGAGGGCGGCUGGCUGAGGACGGACGGCUCGCUGCACCUGCAGUCCCGCAGGCUGUCCACCUCCUCGCUCUCCUCCACGGGCUCGUCGUCCCUCCUGGAGGACUCGGAGGACGACGUGCUGAGCGACACGGAGGGCAGGAGCCAGGGCAUCGUGCACCUGGAGCGCGGCGACGACUCCAACCAGAAAAAGGCAUGGCAUACAAUUAAAACCAUGGUUAACUUACCAGUGAUAAGCCCCUUCAAGAAACGCUACUCGUGGGUGCAGCUGGCUGGGCAUACAGGGAGUUUCAAGGCAGCUGAUAGUGGUAAGAUUCUCAAACGCUUCUCAGAAAAUGAAAAGGAAUGUUUUGAGCGACUGAUGAAAGACCCACUACGAUCCUGCGUCCCUUGCUUCCAUGGUGUGGUGGAGAGAGAUGGAGAGACCUACAUUCAGCUGGAUGACUUGCUUACAGAUUUUGAAGGGCCGUGUGUGAUGGACUGUAAGAUGGGGAUCAGGACAUACCUGGAAGAAGAGCUGACUAAAGCCCGUGAGAAACCAAAGCUGCGUAAGGACAUGUACAAGAAAAUGAUUGAAGUGGAUCCUCUUGCUCCCACAGCUGAAGAGAAUGCUCAGCAUGCUGUCACCAAGCCCCGAUACAUGCAGUGGAGGGAAACAAUCAGCUCUAGUGCCAACCUGGGCUUUAGGAUUGAAGGGAUUAAGAAAGCAGAUGGAACAUGCAACACAAACUUCAAAACUACGAAGACACAGGAGCAAGUUCUCCAAGUUUUUGUGGAAUUCAUUGAGGGCAACACAACUAUUCUGAAAAAAUACCUCAAGCGUCUGCAGGAAAUUCAUAUCAUUCUUGAAUCCUCAGACUUCUUCAAGCGACAUGAGGUCGUUGGUAGUUCACUACUUUUUGUACAUGAUGGCAGUGGGAAUGCCAAUGUGUGGCUGAUUGAUUUUGGGAAGACCACCCUUCUCCCUGAUGGGCAGACGCUGGAUCAUAGGAUCCCCUGGCAAGAAGGCAACAGGGAAGAUGGCUACUUGUUGGGACUGGACAAUUUGAUUCGCAUCUUGGAAAGCAUCACGGAAAGAUGAGUUGUAAGUGGCACAAAACUUACAGGGCUGCUUUGUAACUAACUUUCUUCUCUACUGAGAUCACUCAGAAGGAAACUGCUGUAACUCGCUCCCUUCAGACUCCUGAGGUCAUCACAGUGCAGAGGGAACUACAUCCAGAACCCAGCAGCUAGUUAUCAAAAUGACUUUGCGUCAGCCCUCUGUGAACCUAAAUAACUAACUCCGGAUUGGUCUGCAUUGCACCAGCCUAACAUAAGACUGGUCCUCAGAGAAUCAAGAUCUCCAUACUCAGGAAUCACACCAGCAUGAGUCAAGAGGUCUGUAUGGUAAAGCAGAAUGAUUCUGAUUUCUGGUAAACUGAUGGGACUUCCAGAUCACCUCUCAGUGAUCCAGAGCAAGUGCUUGGGAAUUCAGGGGAGGAAUAAUAAUUUUUCAGGGAACUGGAUAGUUUUGAAAUGAGCAGGAGUGUUUCUUUUCUUUCACCCUAAUUCCAAGUCUUCUUGCUCCUGUGUAAACUAUAGGUUGGACUAACAACAGCUGCUGCCUUAUGUUAUGGGUGUACUCAAGGUGGAAAUCGAUGAUAAUCAGGAGAAUCCUGGAGUAAAGUGAGACAGCAGUUGUAGUGGCUGUAUAUGGUAACUGUUGUUGAUUAGUCCUCCUCAUCCCCACCUUAGCCUCAAUUCACUUCUGUCCAAGAGCAGCCUUUGCUUUUUUAUGUAGCCUCUCAGGAGAUAACAGAUAGUCCAGGGAGAGAGUAGCAGCUUGUUGUCUCCAGAAAUAUUUGACUUUUCAAACUGGGUGGGCUGUUGGAAAAGCGCCUAGCUUGGCAGGUUUGGCCUCUUGCAGCUGAACUACAGCUGUGAAAAUCAGUGAUUGCACUCUAGCACUCAGACUGGGGAACUAAGGGGGUUUUUCAAGGCUUGCUCAUUUUUAACAUAAAACCACUGUACACAUGCAAAUACAUGCACACACUAGUAGCCAGUAACCAAUGUGAUCUUUUAAGAUUAUAGUUUGACUGUCUUCUGAUGCACAUGAAAGAGGUGAUUUCUUGACCAUGCUCCUAUUCCCAAGUACAAUGCUGCCACUGAAGUGUGUAGACUUAAAUAAGUACUUUUAUAUAAAAGUGUAUAGUGCAGCAAUCAGGAAACUAAAGUUCCUGCAUCCACAGCAUUACACUAAUUAUAAUUCCUAGACAUUCCCCCUCCAGUAUAUCAGCUGUUAACUCAGGGCAGUUUGGGGGAAGGAAUAUCAAUAUAUCACAUCCCUUAAUCCCUGUCUGGAAUCACAGGACCACUUUUGGUUUUGGUUUACUCUUUUCUGCUGUGGCACAGCCACAGAAAAUUCACAGUGAUUCACAGUGUUUAGAUUAAAAUCAAGAAAGACUGAAGUGAUACUUCUUAUAAUGGCUUCAUACAUCACCUCUGUUGGUUGCCUCUUGUCACUUUAGCAGUUCUAUAAAUAUAACAGGAUAUAAAGACCAUCAGUAUUCACCUGUUCACUUACGUUCCAGGCUUUAAUAUAAAUAUAUGUUGAUGCAGUUGCCAAAAUGAGGACAUGACUUAGAUUAGUGUUUGAUUAAUUCACUUUUAACAUCUUGAGCUGGUAAUGCACAUUGAUCAGAAAUUGCUGUCUCUUGUGAGUGUCCUGUGCACAGAAGAGAUUUCAAGAACUUCAGGAUAGAUGAAGGUAACUCGGUGCUUUGGGGAGCAGCUUUUUCAAGAAUAACUAACUGUGACCAUGAGCAAAAGUCCUGUAGAGAGUAGCUCUGGAAUGAAAUGCAUCUGUAACGUUUAUAGUUUGAAUCAUAGGGAAAUCAAAGAGUUACUUCUGAUAACAGACUCUUGUACUAUGAGAUCAGAUUUGAGAACUUAUUCAUCACCUCUAAACAGCAGUAUUAAAAAUGCAGUUGUGCCCUAAAGAUUAGAGGACAUUGAAUGGGUAUCCUGUGGGAAAAAGUGAGGUGUGGAGACAUUUUGUUGUCAAACAGAGGUUGUUUGAAACUGAUAAUUAUUUUUGCAGUUCACUGCAAAUUCAGACUUCUUCUGUGGCCUUCUACAGUCCUUCUCAAUUUAUUUUUGUGAUAGUAUGCUAAUGAAUUUUCCAUUGGUUUUUUUUUUUUUUUUUUUUCCCCAGAGGUUUUAUUAGCUGUUUCAAAGAGUUUAAGCUUUUUUUUUUUUUAAAGUUGUGGUGAGCUUCCGGUAUUGAACUUGCAUGUUGUAAUUUCUGAUGCCUUCUAACUUUGGAAUUGCUAUGAGAUGACAAAUUAAUCUGUGGUGAUUUUUAUACUAUUUUUUAAUUAAGAAAAAGUCCUCCUCUUUUUCUGCAGCCAACAGGUAAACUAUCAGCUAGCAAUGCUUAAGGAGAAAAAAGGAGUAAAUAAAUCUCACAGGACUACCUUUAAUAACAAGGCAUUUUCUCUAAGACUGCAGUUUCAGGGAUUUAGGGAAAAAACAACCAAAAACAGACAGAACUGGAAAAGGUUAAAUAAAGUAUAAUGAGACAGGGUGAUACAAUUAAUUAGUGUUUUGCCUAAUUAACUUUCAUAAUGCUUUUUUCUGUUAACAUAUGUGAACCUUUUGCAUCAGUGUGUUAUUUUCUGGAUGGGGGUGGAUUUAGGAGGUAAAAGUUAGCUGAUACUCCAGCAUCACUUGAGAAUGUGUCAUGAACUUUUGGAAUUCAUGUCUUGUUUUAAAGAAGUAGAAGCAAUGUGGUAGCAGUACUUCAGAAACCUGAUUGCUGCUAGCACCUCCGAGGGUGGUUUGUAGACCCUCAUCUUGGAGAUAACAAGGGAACCUCUUCAGGGCUGUGCAGUAGGUGAGAAGAUGGGGGUGGGAGAGGGGAGAAGGAAAACCUCAGCUAUAGCAGUCCUUGUUUCCUUAUUCUGGAAAUUCAUUCUAGAUGCUAAAUAGUUCUAGUAAGUUUGUUUUAAAAUUACUCUUUGGCUUAUCAAAGAGCUAGAAAGGAAGAAACCACAAUCUAAUAUUAUGCUGCUGUUACAGGAAAGGUGCAAAGGAGGGAGCUUUUCAUUAGCAAAUGGCAAGUAUAGGACUGCAAAUGUGAGGACUGGAGCUCUCAGGGACUGGAGGCUGUGAGAUCAUGAGCAAAUGAUCACAGGGUAAGUUAGAUAACCUUGAUUCACAUCAGAAGUCCCUGAGUGGCUCUUUGUGUACAUUCACGUGCUACCGUGAGGAAGCAGAUACCUUUCUUUUGCUAUGGAGUCAGUUGCCUUGAACAAGCUUACAUUUGUAUGAGAUCAACAUCACAGGUAUUUGCCAUAUAAGAGCUGAUGCAGGAUAACCAAGGCACUUGCUCACGUACAAGUCCGGAACACAGUUCUUUAAAUGCUUCUGCUGGGGUAGUCCCUCACUUUGGAGACAAUGAAAUCACAUGUGUUUCCACAACAUGGGAAGAUAGCUUGUCCAGGCAUGGAGCAGCUAACAUCUGAGUUAGGCACCAAGGUCAUUAAGCUCACUAGAUAGAUGCAGCAGAGUUCAGUGUGAAUCUAGCAAUAGGACUUCUCUUCCCCAGCUUUGACAGUGACUUGUGUUUUGGCCUUGGGCAGCUAUCCUCGGCCUCAGUUUUGUUCCUGUUUUACAGAUGGUAAUAGUACUAGUACUAUUAAUACUAUUAAUAGUACUAGUAAUAGUAGUAAUACUACUCAUACCUCACAGAAUGGUAUGAGGCUGUACUUCAUUUUUGCCUGCAAGAUGCCUUGAGGUUCUUUGGUGGAAGGUACAACAUAAAAAGAAGUACAUAAAGAAGCAUAUUGGAUGAGUUUAAAAAUGAUAGGCAUUAAGGUUCCCCAUGGAUAUACAUUUGGAUUAAGUUUAACCAAAGUGAUGCUAAUUAAAAUGCCUCUGUAUUUUGCACGUGGAAUAUUCACUUAACAUCUGAUUACGAUUCAGUUCUGAUGAUAGGGAAAGAUUUCAAUGGGAUUUGGACUAAACUCGUGAGUAUCUCACAGGGCUCUUGCUUUUUUUUUUUGUAUUGGUGUCAUUAUUUUUUGUUAUUCUUACAGUACUGAGAUCAAAUGACCUGUAUUGUCAACAGUGCUUCUGUUCUGAACACUACAAUGCAAUGCUGACUGUGGUCACUUUUGACUGUAUUGGCUGAGUGUUUGUUACUCUUAAGUGUGUAUGCUAAUAAAUACAUGAGACUGAAGGAAAAAAGGGCAUCCGUGGUGAUUUGGUCACAGAAGAAUAAUAUUUUCUUAAAGAGCUUCCCAAUGCUAGAGACAAAACCUUAUUAUUUUAGUGUUUCUUGCAGUUUUAGGCUUAGAACCUACUAUUUCCUGAAAUAAAACUGGUUCUGAGACAUCUGGAAGCUGACAUUGCAGCUUUGUUCCCAACACCAUGCGAAGUUUGAAGGCUUUCUUAGAAGUAAGUUAUCUCUCGAAAAUCCAAUUCUUACAGCAUAUUAAAAAAUAAUGCGUUAAGAUGUACUUUGCACACAGAGCAGUUAACUGUUUCCACAAGGCUGUCUUUUGUGGUAGUAGGGGAUAAACAGUGCUCUGUUCCUGGAGUCAGUCCUCCACAACUGGCAACCUUUCUCAAGCAAGAUGGUGUCCUCUUACCUGUGUGCAAACUGUAUUUAACACAGAGGAAAACAAGUAGUCAGCAUUAGCAUCUCUUUAUUUUGUGUUGCAAAUAUAAAGUAUACAUUUGUCCAACUUGAAAUUGCAUAGAAGCAGGCUUGUCAUCUACUUAUGCACAGUAGUCACCCAAAAAGGUAAGUUGACAAGAAGUGCUGCCGUGUUCAGAGGUAACAACAAAUCAGAACUGGUUCAAUUAAACAAAAGUGUUGUGUGAUGAGACUAGCAGAUGUUAGUGAUGUCAUGCCUAAGGUCUCUGCAUCAGAUUGCUCCAGCUAGGAGCAGGAAGAGCAAUGCCACAGCUGCAGGAGAAAACUCAUCUGGCAUAGCACUGCUGCUCAGCAGUUUGAAGAGUGAUCCCUGGCUCACGCUGCUGCAGAGAUGCACAUACUUUGGGGAAAACCAUAUUCCCAGCAGUAGAGUUCUGUUUCAGGUAAGGUAGUAGGAGGGUAUUGGAGGUGGAAUAAGUUAUACGUGCAAAAGCCCAUAUCUAUGUAAUUAUAUCUGUGAAACUGUCUCAGUGUACACCAGCCCACUGGCAAGUAAGUGGAGAACUUACCUGGGGAAAAGGGUUGAUGUAAGUGGAAACCUUAAAUCUGUGCACAGUUAAAAAUUCUGUCUGUUUAAAGGGAAAAUGAAGAUGCAAAACUCUUGAAGUAGAGGAGAGAAAAGAUAACAAGAAUAUCAACGAAUGUGAAAAGAAAAAAAAGACAAAUUGAAAUUCGCAUUAUUUCAUCUUUUGUUAUUACAGUCCUCUUAAAAUGUAGGUGUGAGGCUGCAUGAAGGAACAUAAAGUACUAAUGCAGAAUCCAGAAGAAAAAAAAAACAUCUCUAUAUACACACAUCUAAAACUGAGGUGGUAGAUAGAUAGUCUUUGUUAAAAUGUAGACACUCAAUGGGAAGAACAAUUUAUAGAUACCUAUACAGGGCAGAUUCUUCACUGGGGAGCUGUUGGAAGACUUUCCAUGUGGAUUACAUGACUAAAUAAUGCUAGUCUCCAGCUCAAGUCAUUCCUCUCCAUAACAAAAUCAUUUUUUUGGGCUUUAGUUGCCCAAGUAAUCUAAUUUUGACAGUAUGGGUUAAACUCAUUCAUUUUGCACUAUGCGCAUCUCCUUAAAAGACUAUUUCAAGUAAAUGGUAUUUUGAAAUGGUAAAAUUUGGACACUGUGAAAUCUGUCGUUGUAUUAACAGUCUAAGAAUUGUAGGAAUUAGUGCUUGGUUGUAGUAUACAUUAUUUAGAGUUAUUUUUCUUUUUAGAUAACCUGUUUUGGACAGCAUAUUGCAUCACAGUAGGAGCAGUAUUAGCAUUAUUUCCUCCUGUAUUGUCAUUUAAAAAAAUCUUUACUAUGAGGUUUUUGAAAAGCAUCUAAGAGAUCAGAUACACGCAGAAAAGCUAUUACAGAUCAGAGAAUGGUGGUGUCUGUGUUGACAGAAGUUUGCUUACCUUUAUUUCUACUUGAGGGAGGUAAGAACACACAUAAAAAGCACGUUGCUAAUGCAGAUGCUUAAAGUUCUCAGACAAUUCUUUUAGUGCCUAUUUGGUCUGCACAGAUCCACGUUCUGUCUUGUUAGGAGACAUCUGACUCAGUACACCCUGAGCUACAUGCUGUUGUAAACUAGCAAUGUUCAUGUAAGAGAUAAUCACUGCAUGCUUAUUCUACUCUUACAAGUGCCCUUCAACACCCUGCUAUUGGUCACUCAUAGAGAUAAGAUAUUGGGCUGGAUGGAGGUUUACUGUAGUUCAGUGGAGCUUUUUCCCUGUUCUUUCUGUAUAUAUAAAUAUGACUUAACUAUUCGUUGAAAACAUCUGUGUUGUCCAAAGUGCUAGACUGAUGAACUUGCUUACAUUUUAUGAAUAAAUUAAGAGAGAGCUGCAUGCAAGACCACCUGUAGCACUGGUAAGUAGUGGAAACUAUAGUACCAACUUUACUCUGCUCUCACUUUACUUUUCUCACUUUAUUUUUCAAUGUCUUAUGUAGUUUUAUCAAUAUUUGCUUCUCUAAAUUCAUGAAUGAAGUUGAAGCACAUGCUGCGUAUGUGAAAAACAACGGUAGCUCAAAGUGAGCUCAGCAGGGAUCCCCCGCCUGCUUCUCACUGGAAUGCUAGCAUUAUUGUAUAUAGAUGAGCUGCUGUUAAUCCAGCUAGCCAAGAUUAGGUCUGUUUAUUCUUGACAAGCAGGUUGUAGAGGUGGGCUGCCUGCGACUUAACCAGAAAUGUUAGCAUCUGCAAGGAGAAGGACGAGUACCAUAAUUUCCUGCUAACUCUACCUCAUCUUACCUGGCUGUAGCAGUUCCUGGACACAAGGUAGGACAGACAAUGGGCUAAAAGCACUUGUAACCUCACAACAUGGAUUUGGAAUUUUUUUCAUGCUAUACAGCUCACUGCUAAAAGGAUCAUCAUCAUCAUCAGUAAGAUCUGGAAACCAGAAUAUAUAAAACUACUCAUUCUGAAGCUUAAGGUCUAAGACUACAGGAAGCUGGG